Molecule: messenger RNA, 477 nt
Organism: Penicillium angulare
Lineage: Eukaryota; Fungi; Ascomycota; Eurotiomycetes; Eurotiales; Aspergillaceae
Exons: 1
Coding region: 1-477 (158 amino acids)
Source: RefSeq, a predicted model, not a curated record
AUGGACUCAACGCAAUCAACCCAUGUGCAAGCCCCCGCUUCUACCUCCUCCAUCGCAGCCAACAUGUCAUCUUUCGCUCCCUCAGCCACUCUCCCUAGCACAGUCUCUCAACCUGCCAACCCAUUCGGCAACCCUUCGCAAACAAAUCAAACCCUCGCCGCUCCCUUGCAAAAUACCUCGUUUGGCGUCGUUCAACCCAUUCUCCCUCAAGGCCAACCACUAGCCCAGGGAUUGAACCAUUCCUCCACCUCAACAUUUCCAGUCGCAUCACAGGGUAUCAAUCCCGAUACCAUCCCACGAUCGGAAACAGUACCCGGCACACAACCCGCCACAGAUGUCUACCCGCACCAAGUUCAUAGCCUAGGCGGUCCCAAAGCGACCGCACCAUUCCUUCAGGACUUUAAUCUCGUCGCCGAGGCUGCCAAGCGGGCGCAAAUGGGGAUCGUCAUGCGUGACCUGGAAAGUGUGACCCUGUAA